ACUAACGAAAAUGCUCAUCAACGACAAACAGCAAUCGGACGCAGCCGCCCACCGGCCACCACCCAGCUAACUGCCUCGCUCAGCUGCCAGGCAUGCAGAAGCCGGAGUUCAAGGAAGGCCGCAAUCACCUGCAGCCUCUGCGGCCAGCGCUGGCACACGUCCUGCGCUAAGCUGACCAUCCAACAGGCGCGAGCUCUCUCCGUGUGGCAUUGUCAGCAGUGCCUUGGCCGCCCGGCUGCCACUUUGGAACCGCCCACCCAGACGUCAGAAGCCCCACUCUGCGGGAUCGCGGCAGGCUUGUCGAAACUCCGCGCCAGCACGAAGGUUAUCGCCCGGAUUCCGAAAGCUGCGCGGUCUUUAGUCGCCGAUUCCCUGUCAGAAGUGGUGAAUGAGGCAGUCAACAGUCCAACCUCAUCAUCAUCGUGGUGGAAGUUUCUGUCGUUUGCCUUUGUUGCUCUACGCACACCCGACUCGACCAAUAGCGGGGAACGGGGCCCAACACUGGCGUCACACAUACGACGUCAGGUGGCCGGGCUAGACUCCGCCGCUCCGCCCUCGCGGACGGUGGAGAGGCGCGCCCCUACUCCACGGACAACGACUCCUGACUCUCUUGCUCGCCGAGUUCGUGCUAAGUGCGCCGACGGGGAUAUCCGGGCCGGUCUCCGUCUCCUGACCUCCAGCGACACCUUCGUCGACCCUAGUGCCGAGGUCAUCGCCGCGCUCCGACUGAAACACCCGCUCGCACCACUCGACCAGAGCCUACCGCCACCUCCCGCGGCCUCCGACCCUCCCCCGCUCACUGUCACGGAGGAGCAGGUGCGGGCCGCCAUCUUCAGCAUGCCACCAGGAUCGUCUGCUGGUCUCGACGGCAUCCGGCCAUUACACCUACGACAGCUGCUCUCCCGAGAGACCGCCGAGUCCGGCCGGCGCCUCCUCUCCUCCCUGACGGCCCUCACCAACCUGGUUCUGCGCGGCCUCGUGCCAGAGUGUGGUCGCGACGCUCUAUUCGGAGCAUCACUCUGCGCUCUGAGAAAGAAGGACGGUGGUCUGCGCCCGAUAGCCGUUGGAAGCGUGUUCCGCCGCCUGCCAGGACGCAUCGCCGCGAGACACAUCGCUGACAUUAUCGGUCCGGAGCUACGCCCCACCCAGCUCGGGGUCGGCACCCCGCUGGGAUGCGAGGCCGCAGUGCACGCAGUGCGGGAAUUCAUCAACUCCGACUCCACCAGCUCAGACACACCGCGAGUCAUGGUCAAAAUCGACGUGCGUAACGCUUUUAACACCAUCCGACGGGACGUCAUCUUGGCCAGGAUUCACGAGCGCUGCCCGGAGGUCUACCCGCUGGCCUAUCAAGCCUACCACCUCCCAACACCGCUGCACAUCGGGGACCAGACGGUACUGUCAGCGACCGGAGUCCAGCAGGGGGAUCCUCUUGGACCUGCCGCCUUCGCACUGGGAGUCGACGCAUGCGCCCGAGCCAUAAGAUCGCCUUUGAACGUGUGGUAUUUGGACGACGCCACGAUCGCCGGCCCGGCUGAUGUCGUCCAGUCUGACCUCCACUCACUCGCCAAGGCUCUGACAGAACUCGGUCUGCAGCUGAACCCGGCGAAGUGCGAGGUAGCCAUCAUCGACGCGGCGCCCCAGCUAGCUCAAAACGCAGCGGUCGACAGCAUUCGCAGUGUCCUGCCGGAGAUAACAGAAAUCCCUCUCCACAGCGUCACUCUGCUGGGCGCACCACUGCAGGACGCCAGCCUCACCGCAGCUGCCAAUGGUGCCGCCGAACUCAUCGGACGCCUAUGCACCCGACUGACGCACCUGGACCGACACACUGGACUUUUCUUUCUCGUCCACUACGCGUCAGCGCCUCGCCUCCAGUACCUGCUGCGCUCAGCGCCCCUGUACAAGGUGGUGCCCGCGCUCAAGCUGGUGGACGAGCUGGUGCGAGAAACUCUGGUCGAUAUCACAAACGUAAAUAUCAAUGACCAGCUGUGGGAGCAGGCAAAACUGCCAUUCAGACUGGGAGGUCUCGGAGUUCGCUCUGUCGAGGACCUGGCACUGCCGUGCUACAUAUCUUCUCUGCACGCUGCUCUGCCACUCCUCCGCAGCAUCUCUCCGGGGCUGCUUCCGGCCAGCGGUGUGCCACCAACCCUGCAGACAGCAAUUCACCGGUUUUCUGAGGUGACAGGGACCGAACAACUGCCGCCCGCCUCAGCUGUCAGCAGCCAGCGGGCCUGGGACACCCUGUCAGCUACUGCGAUUCGCGAUAAGAUGGUCAACUCCGCCAACCAGCUGCACCGGGCACGCCUGGUCGCCGCCAGUCAGCCACACACGGCCGCCUGGCUGCAGGCUGUGCCGGUGCCGAGUCUCGGCCUACACCUGGACGAGGAGUCGGUGCGGGUGGCAGUGGCUCUCCGCCUCGGAGCCACAGUCUGCGAGCAGCACCGGUGCCGUCUGUGCGGACGUCAAGUGGAUCAGCUCGGCCACCACGGGCUCUCCUGCGUGAAGAGCGCCGGUCGUCUCCCACGUCACGCCCAACUGAAUGACGUGGUGAGGCGCGGACUGGCAAGCGCCGGCAUCCCCUCCAUAUUGGAGCCAGUCGGACUCGACCGGGGUGAUGGCAAGCGACCUGAUGGCCUAACGCUGUUUCCGUACAGCGGAGGCAUGUGUUUGACAUGGGAUGCCACAUGCGCAGACACAUUUGCCGACACUGUGCUGAUUCAGACCGCCCUAGAGCCUGGUGCCGCCGCUCGGGCCGCAGAAGACAGAAAACGGCGCCACUACUCAGAAAUCAGCUCCCGCUUCAAGUUCGUGCCCAUCGCAGUGGAGACCUCCGGGGUACUCGGCCCCGUCACCUCAAAAUUCAUCCGCGAGCUGGGCCAGCUCAUCACCACCCGUACCGGCGAACGACGCGAGACCGAAUGGCUAUUACAGCGUCUCUCGAUCGCUGUUGUGCGAGGCAACGCCGCCGCGGUUCUCGCCACAGCCGCCACAGACCGGGCGAGGGCAGACCGCCGACAGCAGCCACCACCAGACGUGACAGGGGUGCGCACCCGGCCUUCGCCUCCUCCGUCUGCGACGACCGGCCGAGCCUCAGCAAAACAGACAGCAAGGCAGGCCUCACCCGAGUUCUUAGCUGACGAGCCGCUGGCACUCCCGUCGGAGGAGUCCUCUGCACCGCCCAACACCAGACUGUCUCACCACUCACUGCCCGGCAACCCCAGCGAAGACGGCGGCGGGACUGGCAGUGAAUCUGACGGCAGACCGCUCGGUCUCACCGGCCUCAGGAACACGGGCAACACCUGCUUCCUGAACACAGUCGUCCAGUGCCUGAGCAACACACGCGCUCUCCACGAUUACAUCCUGCGCGAUGGACGCUCCUCAGAUGCCAGCAUGCCUGCCGCCGCUACGAAGGGGUCCCUCAUGAACACAUUCAGCGCCCUGAUACGCGACAUGUGGACAUCCUCGGACGAAACGGAGCGGGUGCUCACCACCGCACCACUCAAGUCGAUGAUCCAACGGCUCGCGCCACGCUUCAUGGGCUCUCAGCAGCAGGACGCGCAGGAAUUCCUCAGAUAUCUGCUGCAGGGACUUCACGAGGACGUGAACCGGGUGACGAGCCGGCCAAAGCCGAUCACGACCGACAUCGACGACUCACUGAGCGCCAGUCAAAAGUCAAUGGAGGCCUGGAAACGUUUCUUGCGCCUGGAAAACUCCAAGUUUGUUGACCUGUUCGUGGGCCAGCUCAAGGCUACCCUGCGGUGCACGGUAUGUGGCCACGCAUCGGUUACCUUCGACCCGUUCUGGGAUCUGAGUCUGCCAAUCCCGUCACGAAGUGGCCAGGUGCGCCUACAGGCCUGUUUUGACCUGUUCACCAAAGAGGAGGUGCUCGAUGGCGACGAAAAACCGACCUGCUCAAAGUGCCAGAAGCGCCAAAAGUGCACCAGGAGCCUCUCGAUCCAGAAGUUCCCUCGUAUCUUGGUGGUCCACCUGAAGCGGUUCUCGCCGCAGGAGAGGUUCCGCGGGAAGCUGAACACCACUGUCGACUUUUCGGUGAACGGCCUGGACCUGUCGCCCUACUCGGCCGGACAGACGCCCUGCCGGUACAGCCUAUACGGCGUGGCGAACCACUCUGGCACGCUGCUCUCAGGACAUUACACCGCUCACUGCCGACACCCGUACACGGCAGAGUGGUACGAGUACAACGACUCGCGGGUCCACGUGAUGGACCAGAGAAGCGUCAACAGCGGAAAGGCUUACGUGCUGUUCUUUGAGCUGGCCGGCUCGAAACACCGCUCCGGCUCGACCCACGUCUAGUCAUCCAGUCACGGGAGAGGAGCCUGCGAUCGUCACCCGCUCGGGCCCUGUGUAGUCACACCGACCGGCGCACAUUCUGCUCGGACAACUCUAGCCAGCGGCCUAUUGUGAUUUGUGAUAUUGCGUGUAAGGUGUUGUGAAAAACCAGAACAGCCUUUGGAUCUCACUGAAAACAUUGGCAAUAAACAAAACAAAAAAAAAA
This is a messenger RNA of Amphibalanus amphitrite, 4513 nucleotides long. RefSeq lists its product as uncharacterized. Gene Ontology annotation, biological process: protein deubiquitination. Gene Ontology annotation, molecular function: cysteine-type deubiquitinase activity. The transcript has a single exon. Gene Ontology annotation, cellular component: cytoplasm. NCBI's taxonomy places the organism in Eukaryota, Metazoa, Arthropoda, Thecostraca, Balanomorpha, Balanidae. The coding region runs from base 838 to 4311 and encodes 1157 amino acids. The record is from RefSeq and is a predicted model, not a curated record.